GGCUAGUUUUUCCGUAUUGUUGGGUGCAUUUAACUGCGCGACUCCACCCUUCCCCAGGUUUUUACCGUGAGUUCUGGGGUUCUUGUUCUCCCAAUUCCAUCUCGUCUUUGCUCUCUUUCCGGUCCAUUGCUGUCAAGAUGGCGAGAACCAGCCCCGAUGCCGUCCACACCGCGCCGGAGGUCGUGCAUGACUCUGCCCACGAUGCGGGGAAGUCUGAUAUCGGCCAAGUCGAGCGCGUGUUUUCUGCCACCGAUGAGAAGGGCGACCACAUGAACUAUGACCGUGUGGAUAACGAAUUGGCCAAGUAUGCGAACGCCGUCGCCAUCGAAAUCUCAGAGGAGGAGAAUAAGCGACUAAAGAGGAUGAUUGACGGGCGAGUCCUUCCUAUCAUGGUGUUCACAUACUUUCUCCAAGCUCUCGACAAGGGGACCAUGUCCUUCACUGGUAUCAUGGGCAUCCGAGACGACAUUCCCGUUUUGCAAAACAACAGCAAGUUCGCAUGGCUCACGACGUGUAUCUAUAUCGCCGUGUUGAUCGUCGAGUAUCCGACAAAUUGGAUCAUUCAGCGUGUCCCCAUCGCCAAAUACCUCGGGCUCAACAUCAUGGCGUGGAGCUUUACGCUCGCGUGCCACGCUUUGUGCAAGAGCUUCCCCGCGCUCGUCGCUGUACGCACGCUCCUCGGCAUAUUUGAAGCUGUCUGCCAGCCUACCUUCUUGAUCCUAAGUUCCAUGUGGUACAAGCGAUCGGAACAGGCCCAGAUUGUCACCUUCUGGUACAUGAUGAACGGCGGCCAGCAGAUCGUUGGUGGUUUGUUAGCCUACUGCUUCAGUCUGAUCAAGAGCCCGCCUUCGGCCCUCAAGUCGUGGCAGGCCAUCUUCCUGGCCUACGGCCUUUUCUCGUUCUUCUGGGGCGCUUUCGUCAUCUAUUGGCUUCCUGACAGCCCUAUGCGCGCAAAGUGCUUCUCCGAAGAAGACAAGAAACUCAUGAUCGAGCGCGUCCGAUCCAACCAGACUGGUCUCCAGAACAGGAAGUUCCGUGCCUACCAGAUCAAGGAAGCUCUUCUCGACCCGCAAUCCUGGUGCUACUGCCUUAUCGCCAUCUGCACCACGCUGCCCACCUCUGGACUUGGCGCCUUCUCCCAGAUCAUCAUCAAGGGUUUCAACUUCACUGUCCUGCAGACGCAGCUCCUUGCCAUGGUCUUGGGCGUUGUCAUCAUCCUUACGCUGAUCAGCUCGACAUGGCUGGCGAAUAAAACAGGCCAGAAUCUCAUUGUCAUGGGUGUCUAUGUCAUACCAUCCUUCAUCGGCACCAUUGUCCUCAUGACCGUCAAGCUCCACGACAAAGGCUCCCAAAUCGGCCUCCUCAUCUCCUACUACAUCGUCCUCACCUUCUGGUCCGCGCAGACCCUCUCCAUGGCGCUCCUCUCCCGCAACGUCGCCGGUCAGACGAAGAAAUCCGCCGUUGUGGCCAUGAACUUCGUCGCCUGGUCCGUCGGCAACUCCAUUGGCCCGCAGGUCUUCUUGACGCGCGAUGCGCCGAGGUACUUCAUCGCUUUCUCGACGCACAUGGGCUGCUACAUCCUGCUUGUGCUGGUCAUUGCCUUCUUGAGGUUCUACUUUGUGUGGCAGAACAAGAAGAGGGAUGAGCUUGCUGCACAGGUUGUGGAGGCGAGGGACGAGCAUCUUGUACAUGCUUUUGAUGACUUGACGGAUAAGGAGAACCCGUCUUUCCGAUACAUGUAUUAAGUAGGGCGAUGAACG
Molecule: messenger RNA, 1760 nt
Organism: Trematosphaeria pertusa
Lineage: Eukaryota; Fungi; Ascomycota; Dothideomycetes; Pleosporales; Trematosphaeriaceae
Product: allantoate permease
Exons: 4
Coding region: 138-1745 (535 amino acids)
Biological process (GO): transmembrane transport
Cellular component (GO): membrane
Molecular function (GO): transmembrane transporter activity
Source: RefSeq, a predicted model, not a curated record